ACCACACCCUUUGGGUGUUCUGUGGUGAGGGUGUGUGAAAAUCUACCCAGUUCAAGAAUGACCUACCUCUACAUCUUCGUGUUAAAAGCUUAAGCUAAGUUUGACACUUUCCAUAUGAUUCAGUGAAGAAUAGAAUCAAUUUGGGGAAAAAUCAGUCUUCCUACUACAGUUUGGGUAAACAGUACAUAUAAAGUUUGAAACAAGCAUCUUGCCUGCUCGGUUAGCCUGUAGAGUCUGCCUCUUUGUGUCUAACGCUGUUCAGACCUGGCAUUAACAUCGGUGUUCCGAUCACCAGAGGACAGCCAAGACAGGUAGCCGUUCACACCUGCUGUUUUCAUGUGUCUCGACUGCGUCUCACUGACCACUUGUGAUCGCUUUUCGUCAGACACAGGGUUGCCAAAUAUGCCAAAAGCAACCCGAUGUCGCCUACAAACCCAAAUAAGCUACUAGCUAAUACCAAGCGGAAACUCAAAAGACUUGUUUAUAUUUAGCAGUCGGAUGUUUUUUCCUAAUUAAACUGUUACUAUUGUCAGACCUAUUGUUGUUAUAGAAAAUUAAUCAACCGGACAAUAAAAUCCACCCGUUACUUGUAUCAGCAGGCUGAAGAGUACAAAGGUAGUUGGGUUGAGCGUGAAAACAGCGAACUUGGCAACACUGGUGAUUAGGCGGCUGUAGGAGUCGCAUCGAGACGCGUUAGCGUUCACACUAUGUAGUAUGGCCACAGGCGUCCCAGAUUACUUCUACACGGGUAUUUUGCGCCGUCCGCUUGUGAUCCGAUUACCGGAGACAGAUGUUAAUAGCCUACCUUAUCUGGAAAAAGCGGUCCAAUUAAUUUUAUUUUUGUCACGCGAUUAUCUCUUGACCAUGAGAACUGGGAUUCGCCUUCAGUUGGCACAUCUUAUUGUGCUCUCUUCCAGGGCUCUAAUUUCGGACACCAGGAACCACGAGAUUUUUUGUUUUCGCACGAAGUCCGAACUUGGACGCACUCAGUGUAGUUUUCUUCGAAGACCAUCUGCGGUAGCAUCUGUUCUUCUUUACUGGACCAUUUGGACAGCAGAGCAUCGUGUUGAAGAGUGUUCUAUAAGCGCUGAGCCAGCUUUGAUUCAAAACUAUAUGUCAGUAUGUCAUGAACGAGGCAUCUGGGAUCUACAUAAAACAUCAUCUCUGCGCCUCAAUAUAACUCUGCUUUUGGAGCCUGACAGUCCAUGUGACUUUCGACCAAUUGCCCAUGGCAACUUCAGGUGGCAUAAGUACUUAGACACAGGCUAUCAGGUGGGUUCUGAGACCAGAAUACGCCAGAAGCGCGCUUGGAUCUUACCCGGGACCCUGUGGUGCGGCCGCGGAAGCCGCGCUGGUGACUACGAGCAGCUGGGUAUGUUUGAGCGUGUCGACAGAUGCUGCCGAGAGCAUGAUCACUGCGACAGCAUCAUUCGCCCCUUCACUGUGAACUUCGGCGUGUUUAACCCAACUCUCUUCACCAUUUCACACUGCGACUGUGACUACAGGUUUAAGCAGUGCCUUCUAGACAUUAAUGACACAGUCUCAAAUAUGGUGGGCUAUACAUUCUUCAAUAUCCUUAAACUCCACUGCUUUGAGCUUAUCCAGAAGAGAAGGUGCACCAAGAUCAACUGGAUUGGAAUGUGCACAUCAGAUAAGGUUGCCCCUUAUGCAAUCCUCAAACAUCCAACAAUAUAUAAUGCCACGACUUCAAACGCUGGUAUUCCUGAGCCACCAGUUUGUCAGGGAAAACCUUCAGCUACCACCAAACAAAAAAAGAUCAAACUUAAACAAAGAAAGCAAUCAACAUCUCAAAAGAGCUAUGUUCCAGGAGCUUCUGCAGCAGGGCAUACAUUUCUCUUGAGUGAAAUUAUUGGGCAGCCUUAUAGUAAACCAAAGACAAUUUCACCAACGUCUACCACAGGACAGCCAAAUUGCCUGAUGAACUUUAACACAACAUUGUUCCAUCAGAAAUCUAAACUUAUAAAUCAAAGAACUCCAUUCUCAACAGCAGCAAGUACUGUUCAUGUGCACACAACAACAUCUAUAGCACCUACAAAACAAAUGGCUACUCCAUCAAAGAAAAUUACACCAAACAAAAGCAAAAACAUUACUCAAUGGCCCAUUACCACAGUACAAACCAAGCUCAUCAAAAGAUAUAAACCUCUAACAUCCAAGCUGAAUGUUGGCCCACAUGGAGGUGAUCAUUUCCAGCCAAAACAACAAAGGGGAAAGGAUGGCAAGCAGGACAGUGCAUCUUUACAUGGCACUGUAUCUCCAAACUUCAUAACAUUAUCUCUGGCUAGCAAACUUCCAAGGACUAACAAAUUCUUUGAAAGCAUGUCACAAACAAAAAAGGAGACAAAUUUUCCAAGUAGAAAAAAGGCAUCCAAUGCAGUAUCAAGCAGAAGUCACCAACUGAACACAAGCAAAUUAGAAAUGAAACAAAAAACAGCUGAAGUCAGCAAACUACCUAAGAUUUCGAAUAACACCAACUCUGCAACUUAUAAAUCAACAGCAAUAUGUGAUGUAACCAGCCAUUUGGAUGACUGCAAAUAUAGGAUCCAUCCCAUGGAGAAGUUAUAUGGACAUCAUAACACAGAGACAACUACAAUCUACCAUUGCGAUUGCAUACACAGGUUGACUGAACAUUUAAAGCAACUGGAGAGCAUUGCUUUACUGGAGAAACUUCUAUGGAAAUUUGUGUCCAUGUCCUGCAUUGAAAUACCAAAUACCAAGGAAUGCAGCAAUGAUACAAGGUGUUCUACCAUCCUAUACACGGCAACAGAAUUAGAAUCUUCACUGAUCAAACUGGAAGGUCAGGUUACAGUAAAAAAUAGAAAAAUACCUACAAAUAAAAGAGGCUCCAAUCAACUUUACAAACGUUGUCUUAGGAUUUUACGUCCUAGAAGCCCAAAACAUGUAAAGCAUGGUGCUUAACUAGUGCCAACUGGAAACGACUGAGUGGAAAUAUUUAAAAUCAGUAUUCUUAUGUGUAAAUUUCUUUUUAAUUUCAUAUUAUACUCAUCAGAGGAACCCAGGCUAUUAAGCCUGGGUUCCUCUGAUGAAUAUAAAUACAAAUGGAAUAUUGUGUGAAAAGAUGGAUCUCAAAAUCAUACAGUCAUUGUUGGAAAGGGUUCAAAUACACAAAAAUGCUGGAAAACCAAAGAAUUUGUGGGACCUGAAGGAUUUUUCUGAAGAACAGCAGGCAGUUUAACUGUUCAGGACAAACAAGGGACUCUUGAACAACUAUCAGUAAACAAAAAAACACAGCUGUGGAUCAUUCAGGUAACAACACAGUAUUAAGAAUCAAGGGGAUGUAAACUUUUGAAUGGGGUCAUUUUUAUAAAUUCAACUAUUAUUUUCUCUUGUGGACUAUAUGUAAAAAUCUUUUAUGUGAAAUAUCUUAUUCAGCUGAGCACUAAAUAAACAAUAACAUGCAUUUUG
Molecule: messenger RNA, 3444 nt
Organism: Pangasianodon hypophthalmus (striped catfish)
Lineage: Eukaryota; Metazoa; Chordata; Actinopteri; Siluriformes; Pangasiidae
Product: group 3 secretory phospholipase A2
Exons: 7
Coding region: 715-2937 (740 amino acids)
Biological process (GO): phospholipid metabolic process; arachidonate secretion
Molecular function (GO): A2-type glycerophospholipase activity
Source: RefSeq, a predicted model, not a curated record